Hyaloscypha bicolor E is the source of this 1101-nucleotide messenger RNA. RefSeq names its product GTP-binding protein. The record is from RefSeq and is a predicted model, not a curated record. Gene Ontology annotation, cellular component: cytoplasm. The coding region runs from base 1 to 1101 and encodes 366 amino acids. Gene Ontology annotation, molecular function: GTP binding; GTPase activity. Gene Ontology annotation, biological process: cytoplasmic translation. The transcript has 5 exons. NCBI's taxonomy places the organism in Eukaryota, Fungi, Ascomycota, Leotiomycetes, Helotiales, Hyaloscyphaceae.
AUGGUGAACAUUACGGAGAAAAUCAAGGAGAUUGAGGAGGAGAUGAGGAGAACACAGAAAUAUCAUCUUGGUCUCUUAAAAGGAAAACUCGCCCGCUACCGCGCCCAGCUCCUCGAGCCCGGCCCCGGCGCAGGGGGCGGCGGUGGAGCCGGCUUCGAUGUCUCGAAAUCCGGUGACGCCCGAAUCGCACUUGUCGGCUUCCCAUCAGUAGGAAAAUCUACCUUCCUUUCCAAGAUCACCAAAACCAAGUCCGAAGUAGCAGCCUACUCUUUCACGACUCUCACCGCGAUCCCUGGUGUUCUCGAGUAUGGCGGCGCUGAGAUCCAGAUUCUGGAUUUGCCGGGUAUUAUCGAGGGGGCUGCGGAGGGGAAGGGAAGAGGCAGGCAGGUGAUUAGUGCGGCGAAGACGAGCGAUUUGAUCUUGAUGAUUUUGGAUGCUACAAAGAAGGCGGAGCAGAGGGCGUUGCUGGAGGCGGAGUUGGAGGCGGUGGGGAUUAGGUUGAAUAGGGAACCGCCGAAUAUCUACCUAAAGCAGAAAACUGCUGGAGGCGUGAAAGUCACGUUCCAAGUCCCGCCGAAGAAUAUCGAUCAGAAAAUGGUCUAUAAUAUCCUCCGGGAUUACAAGAUGCUGAACUGCGAAGUCCUGGUUCGAGACGAGAAUGUUACGGUCGACGACUUCAUCGACGUUAUCAUGAAAGAUCAUCGGAAAUACAUCAAGUGUCUCUACGUCUACAACAAGAUCGAUUCGGUAUCGCUCGACUUCCUGGAUAAGUUAGCACGGGAGCCAAAUACAUGUGUGAUGUCUUGCGAGUUGGAUCUGGGUAUUCAGGAUGUGGUGGAGCGGUGUUGGGAGGAACUGAGGUUAAUCAGGAUUUAUACGAAGAGGAAGGGGGUAGAUCCGGAUUUCGGCGAGGCCUUGAUUGUGAGGAAUAAAAGCACGAUUGAGGAUGUUUGUGAUCAGAUUCAUAGGACGUUGAAGGAUACGUUUAAGUAUGCGUUGGUUUGGGGUGCAAGUGCGAGGCAUGUGCCGCAGAGGGUGGGUUUGUCACAUAUGGUUGCUGACGAAGACGUCGUAUCAAUUGUCAGUAAUUGGAGGGCGUGA